Messenger RNA from Durio zibethinus, 1191 nucleotides. RefSeq lists its product as uncharacterized. The record is from RefSeq and is a predicted model, not a curated record. Lineage: Eukaryota; Viridiplantae; Streptophyta; Magnoliopsida; Malvales; Malvaceae.
GAGAACUCCAGAAAUUUUUAGUAAUUAGGUGCAACCUUUUUGUCAAGUUUAGAAAUGACAAUUAUCAAGGGGAAAGCAAUGGAACAGAAGAAUGGUGAUUCAUCAGCCACUUGAUUUAACUAUUGAUUACGAUAUUUUUCCUUUCAAAAAUCAGGCAAAUAUGCUGUGUUGUUGUUGUACCAUAUAUUUAAGAAAUUAAUUGUUAAAGGUAGUUAAUAUUAUUCCUUCAUCCAAUCACCAUUUUCUUGCAUGGGAUUCACUUUUUCUUUAAGGUAGGGUAUUCUUAGUCAAAAUGACCCUAAUCAGUUUGUUGAAAUUCCAUCAAAUGGUUUCUUAUAUUUGGAACCUUUCUAGCAUAUAACAAUGAGGUUGGUUGAUCGAUCCGACCAAUGAUUCCAAAGUCGGCUUUCUCUGUUUGGCUUUUGCAUUUUUAACAUCUUGUCUUUGCAACAUUAACUAUGUCAUCUUGAUGAUUUCUCCAACCCAAAUUCUCUCCCUGUCAGCAACAUGCCGACCAAAAUGGCAACAUGCUGUAAAGCGGUGUUGGUAACCGUUUACGUGGAGAAGCCCCGGAUGAGGGCGUUCUCAAAACAAAGCCACCAUCAUCGCCACCAUUAUCUUCAUCACACCAUCCAAAAAGAGAUAAUUCAACAUAAGCAUGGAGGUGCAGCUGGUAAAGGUUACAACAGAAAAGCUGAGCUUCUUCACUACUCUCAGCGCCUACGGGAGUCUGCUCGAUCAGCGUCGUCCACACCAUUUCAGUCAAACCCAGUUUCUUCCAAUGAUCAGCAGCCUUCAAACCAAAUUAUCUCCGUCCAAAGAAAGCCAAAAUAUUCCAAGACUCCUACUUGUUUUGACAAUUGGGGAAUUCUGAUCCCAAGUUUUCUUAGAUGUUUGACCAACCACCAAGCCAAGAAACCUGGAAAGAAAAUGAAGAAUGGUGGAUCCACAUCAAGCAAUAAUAAGAAGAUGAAAGCUGUAAUGAAAGGCCUACAGAUGCAAAAGAAUUGGAGAUUAAUCUUUUCAAAACCGACCUCGAUGUUACGCAAGCAUCGGUAAAAUUUCCAAAUACUAAUCAAGAUGCAUUCUUUUCCCUGUGUUGCUUGGAGUAAUGGUGAUUUCUCUUUAUUGAACAUGAAUGUGAUGAUGAUUGUCUACUGAACAAGUUCUUAACUACAUAAUGGGUAUAUA